CGGGCGCCGUCGUUGCCAGUUGUGUUGUGCUGUCAACGCGGGCGCUCGUAAUCUGUGCGCGUGUAGUUAAUUUGUGUUUUGAUAUGAACGCGCUUUCUCUAUCAGUUUGGUGUGAGUGCAAUACCUAAACAUAUGCACUACACCAUGUCACAAGAAAACAUCAAUAGGAUUUCACACGAACCUACGUCGUCUGGUGAUGUUUCAGACAAUGACUGUGUAGAAUUAAGAAAGGAUAGAACCACUGUCAAAGAUAUGAUUCUUCGGUUCGAACGCACUGGUAUCAACCUCGGUAGUUCUAGUGAAUCCCUGGAGAGACUUAAAGACCCUCUCCUGGGUAGUCUAACAAGCGUUGUAAAUCCAAUUCAUUUACACUUUCAACAUUUGUGUCAAGUGAACGCAACUCCAGAUAGAAAUUCAAAUGUGUCUGUAAAUUCUAUCUUAUCAAACGUUUCGGAAAUAAGUUAUGAAUCAAGUUCUUCAGGAUUCAUUUCGGAUCGUAAGUCAUCAUCUCUUAGACCACACAGGCCAGCGCCACCGCCACCAGAACCUUUCAACGAUGGCUCUUCGGUUGAGAGCAAGUCUCCAGUUCCAGAGAAAACUACUGAAAAAGAGAGGCGUUAUUCAUUUGCUACACCUUCCACUUCACCAAUUGUGCAACGACGAUCACGACAGCCGCCCGUAAUAAGAAGAAAAUCAACAAUCGGUGGACAAGGACACAAUAUUGGCGAGACGCUUUGGUCAUAUGGUGUAAGACAAAGUGAUUUAGAAAAAUUAUUACGAUUGAAACAAUCUGAAUCAUCAGACAAUGAAGAAGAAAUGAAGGCGAAUAUAAUUAAAGCUUCAUCAAAUGAAAUUCGUUCUAGUAGUAAUAGUAGUAGUAGUAGCAGUAGUGACGAUACUAACGACAGUGAUAAACUUAAAGAAAGUGAUGAAUACAUUGUAAAUAACGAUGAAGGUAAAGCGGAUACGUUAUCAACAGACCAAUCCACUGAUACAUUAAUAAACGAUUACGAAAGUGAUGAAGCAGACAAUCUAUCGGAGAGGUCUGGUGGAUCUGGGGAUCGUAGCAAUUUCGAUAAUGUUAGCAUCAAAUCGAUAUCAUCCCUUGACAUGGUUCCUUACCAAAAGUAUGACAGUAUUACGGUAUCUUCAGACGAGUUUGGGUCCGAGGUGUGCCAUGCACCCGAUACAGAAUUCCUCACUGUGAGUGCAGUAAACGAGUGGUGUGUUUCAAAGUCCAUAGAACCGGUAUUAAUGCCAGUGGAAUCAAAAAAGGAGAAAUAUAGAAGGCGGAUGACUGAACGCGUGAAUGAGUUGCUACACACCGAAAAUGUGUACGUCGAGCGACUAAGGCAUGUGGUCGAUGAUUACAUCCCAGAAAUGUCUCGAGAAGAUUUACCAAUGACACUUAGAGGGUCGAAGACGGACAUAUUUGCGAACAUUGAACGAAUAUGUCGGUUCCAUGCAGAGGAAUUCCUCCCAGCCUUGAGAGACUGCGAAAAUGAUCUAAGGAAACUUGGACAAUGUUUUCGGAGAUUCGAGCAAAGGUUUAAUAUGUACGUAAUGUACUCUAGAAAUAAUAAGAGAGCAACUAGACUGGUGUAUGAGCACAAACAAUUUUUCCAGCGACGACAGUUAGAAUUAGGUGAUAGAUUAGAUCUCUCUAGCUACCUUUUAGAACCGGUGCAAAGGAUACCGAGGUAUAAACUGUUUCUGGAUGAUCUCGUAAAAACUUAUAUAAACUACGAAAAUGAGAGGUGUGAAUCGGACUCUAGAAUAUCUAAAUUAAGUGUGGACAGUGAUGAAACGGGCGGUAGCAAUGGAGAGUCGGAGACUUAUGAAACACCGUUAGAAAGUUUGAAACUAGCUAAAACUAUGAUUGAAUGUGUUCUGACAGCGGUGGACGGGAUCAUGGCUUUGGAAAAUAUAAGAGAUUGCCCUCCUUAUUUGAACCUGUUGAAUCAGGGAAGAUUGUUACGCCAGAAUGAAUUCUACGCGAUGGACAACGCGCGCCGGCGGCGACAACUCAUGAGAAUCUUUCUGUUUGACAAAUUGAUACUCAUUACAGCUGUUUAUAGGAAGCAACUGACGGUUGAGUUCUUUAUAUAUAAAGAUCACAUACCGGUCGACGAUCUUGGCAUAACGGCAAAAGAGCAUGACCAGUACAAAUUCAGCAUUUGGUACAAGAAGAGAAAUCUCAAGUCAUACAAAUUGGAGACAAGAGAUUCAGCGAUAAGGAACGGUUGGGUCGAGGAGAUAACUUCGUUGCUUUGGGAACAGGCUAUGCAGAAAAAAGAACUUUUACUGCAACAGCGUAGUAAACGAGUUUCCAUGGUGUCUAUGGACAGUCAAGAGUCCACAGAAACUGAGGGCAAGGACGAUAAAUGUCUGUUAGAUGGUUUUGUUCUCGUAGAAGUGCACCCAUGAGUUGCUUUGUAGAUAAUUCUCUCAGAGGCGUGCCUGGCGAAGUUCGUCGUUCGGGAGACAAGAAAUUUCGAAGAACGACUUGGUAUUGUGAAUGAGGUCAGGCGCUUGAUGCAUCUGAAUUAAACGACAGGGAAAAAUACAACUAUAGGAUUUAACAGAGGCAAAUAUACGUUCAAAAACUGAUUCGAAAAGAAAGUUACUUUAUCAUACCGAUGAAGUAGUGGAAUGAUUCGAGAGUAUCUCAAUGAUAGUGUUCCAUGAAAAUCAGAUUUGAGAUGUAAGUCGAUGUUGAUACCUUUAAGUUAUAGAUGCGCAUAAAGUGUAAUGUGGCACGAGUGGCAAAAGUAUCGUAACUUGACUGCACUAGACUUUCCAAAGAUUAUAUUUCAAAUAUUAACGUAUUAAAUACGUCUUGUAAAAAUUUAUCGUAUAUAUUUGUAUUUAAAGUAGUAACAAUUGAUUAAAGUUAAUGUUUGUAUUAACUUCGAUUCGAUGUUUGUGAUAACAUGUAUGUAUUUAGAUAAUUUUAUUGAGCUAAUUAAUCAUCAUAUCAGUCAUUAUUGUUAUUGUUAUUAAACUAAUAUACAUUUACGGCCUUGCUAAUAAAAAGUUAAACAACGGAUAAAUUUUCUACCAUAGCUUUGUCCUGCUCUUGCUCUCAUGAAACGUCAAUCAUAAAAACAAGACAGGUUAUUGCAAUAACUAAUCCAUUGCAAAGCGAAUGAGUAUCAUUUUAUUAGUAAGACAGUUAGUUAUAAAAUCAUAAAAUUAUCAAAUAUUUUGUACAUAUGCCUAGUUAGGAUUUUCAAGGAUUAUAUUUAAUACUUUUCCGUGUAUAGUAAAAGCAAUAUAAUAAAAUAUUAUUUUUUAA
Messenger RNA from Colias croceus (clouded yellow), 3298 nucleotides. RefSeq names its product FYVE, RhoGEF and PH domain-containing protein 4-like. The transcript is spliced from 9 exons. The record is from RefSeq and is a predicted model, not a curated record. Gene Ontology annotation, molecular function: guanyl-nucleotide exchange factor activity. NCBI's taxonomy places the organism in Eukaryota, Metazoa, Arthropoda, Insecta, Lepidoptera, Pieridae. Bases 133 to 2427 code for a protein of 764 amino acids.